Aspergillus puulaauensis is the source of this 3639-nucleotide messenger RNA. RefSeq names its product DEAD/DEAH box helicase (gene RAD5). Bases 1 to 3639 code for a protein of 1212 amino acids. Gene Ontology annotation, molecular function: ATP binding; hydrolase activity, acting on acid anhydrides, in phosphorus-containing anhydrides; zinc ion binding. NCBI's taxonomy places the organism in Eukaryota, Fungi, Ascomycota, Eurotiomycetes, Eurotiales, Aspergillaceae. The record is from RefSeq and is a predicted model, not a curated record. The transcript has a single exon.
AUGAUGGACUUCGACGCUGCUAAUGAUCGACCUUUUAAGAAAAGACGCUUCUUCGUUGAUGAUUCACCCGAUACGCCUCAAUCCGCUGUCGAACCUGGGGCCCCGGCAUUGAGCCUAGACGCGUCGGCACCAUCACCUUCGCGCACGGAGCUGGAUAAUGGGUUCAACGGCUUUCAUACUUUUCGCCUAGCGCCGCGAGUCCACAUGCCUGGGAAUGGUGGACCAGCACAGCAAGCGAUAUCCUUUCGUACAUCCCAGCAAACCCCCAAGUCACCAGAUCAAAAAGGUAUAGACGGGUUCGAUGCGGCGGCUUUCAUCAGCAUCGUGGGUGAGGAGGUACCCCAGGAAACGUUACAAAAAAUUCGAAAAAUGUCCGGUGGUGACCUCGAGAGAGCAAUAAAUAUAUACUUUGAUGGAUCAUGGAAAACAUCUGGAAAUGCGGGGUCAAGUCAAACGACACUAUUACCCCGUGAACCAAUCCCGGCACAGCCAGUCUCAUCGAAUGUGUCGAUAGCGAACGAUACAGCUCCAGUGCAGAAUGACAUGGAAGUUGCCGAGCCAGCGGUUCCGAGACGGAGUUUGAAAUCCCAACCUCCGCUAAGAUAUGUCGGAGCAUUCGGUGUAGGAGCGUGGGCCACUAGAAGUGGGCUAGGUUUUAUCCAACACGGUGACGAAGUUAGAAUUGAGCGUGCAAGAUCCCAGCCUCUCUCGACUCGUGGUCGUACCGGAAAACUAAGGGUCAACCAGAAAGGGGAUGUUCUCACACGCUUCACGAACAUCGCCGGCCAAGAGGUUGGAAGACUUCCCAGGGAAACAGCCGAAUGGGUGUCCACCUUGAUUGAUCAGAAGAUCUGUGAGUUUCGAGGCACUUGUGUUUUCGCUCCGGAUCGACUUAGAGUGAACGACACCGUUUAUCUGCAGCUCCGGUGUUACAUGCGAAUAGAAGCGUUCCAACCAGAGAUACUACAUCAAUCAUUGGAUGACAACAGGGCGACAACAAUUUUUGAGCAGGAAGAAAACACCGAGGAGAAACAGCUGCGUCUUCGCCAGGUCGCUCUUGUGAAUCUGUUCGACGAGAUUGGUCUCCAAGCUACAUCGCAGGACGACGCGACCAAAAAGCAGAAAAAGGAAGGAUUGCUUCGCGCGGCGGAAAUGGCAGAUCAAGAAGCCAAAAAAGUGACCAAAUCCGGAAACAAUGACUCUGAAGUAGAGGAGCCCGCAGAGCUCGAGGAAGAUCAACUUGAUGCACUCUAUAAGAAGGCACAGUCCUUCGAUUUUAACAUGCCUGAAGCUCAGCCCCCGCCGUCAUUUGCCUUGGAUCUCCGAAAAUACCAGAAGCAGGCACUGCAUUGGAUGCUUUCAAAGGAAAUGGAUAAGAAAUCCGGUAGAGAGGAUUCGAUGCAUCCGCUUUGGGAGGAGUAUAAGUGGCCCUUGAAAGAUGUCGAUGACCAAGAAAUGCCGACUAUUGAAGGAAUAGAUCACUUUUACGUUAAUCCCUACUCUGGAGAAUUGAGUCUUGAUUUUCCCGCUCAAGAACAACAUUGUCUAGGUGGCAUCCUAGCUGAUGAGAUGGGCUUGGGAAAGACGAUUGAGAUGCUGAGCUUGGUCCAUUCCCAUAGGAAUGUUCCCCCAAGCCAAAACUCUAGCAAUUUGACUAGACUGCCCACGUCCGGCGUAGUACCGGCACCAUAUACUACCCUAGUUGUUGCGCCAACUUCUUUACUCGCACAGUGGGAGAGUGAAGCUGUGAAAGCCUCCAAUGAUGGCUCAAUGAAGGUACUAAUGUAUUAUGGAAACGAAAAGGCCGUGAAUUUACGGGAAUUGUGUUCUACCAACAACGUUGAAGCCCCAAACGUGAUUGUCACGAGUUAUGGUGUGGUCCUUGCGGAACAUCGGACUCAACAAGCGAUAUCAGCGGGCGCCUCCUGGACGCCAGGAAACCUAUUCUCGGUAGACUUCUUCCGAGUCAUCCUCGACGAAGCUCAUAUUAUCAAAAAUCGACGAUCAAAGACAGCAAGGGCUUGUUAUGAUAUCAAGUCAACACACCGAUGGGUCCUCACCGGCACACCCAUUGUCAACCGUUUGGAAGAUUUGUUCAGCUUGGUGAAGUUCCUCAAGGUUGAGCCGUGGGAUAACUUUUCCUUCUGGAAAACCUUCAUCACUACGCCAUUCGAAUCAAAGGAGUUCGUACGCGCGCUUAGCGUUGUACAGACGGUCCUUGAGCCACUGGUACUUCGGCGUACCAAGACGAUGAAGACACCCGAAGGCGAGCCAUUAGUGCCAUUGCCCAAGCGGGCGGUACGAAUUGAGGAAGUUGAUCUUAUAGAGCAGGAAAGGGAAAUCUAUAAUCACAUUUUCACCCGGGCAAAGCAAACAUUCAACAGCAACGUGGAAGCCGGAACCUUGCUCAAGUCGUACUCGACAAUAUUUGCACAGCUCCUCCGUCUACGUCAGACAUGCUGCCAUCCAAUCCUUACGCGUAACAAAGCAAUCCUAGCAGAUGAGGAAGACGCCGCUGCUGCUGCCGAUCAGGCGAACGAGCUCAAAGAUGAUAUGGACCUCCAAGAACUUAUUAGCCGGUUCACCGCAACGACCCAAAACGCCAAUUCCAACGAACCUCAAGAUCCAUCGAUAACAUUUACUGCCCACGCAUUACGCCAAAUCCAAACAGAGUCAAGUGGAGAAUGUCCGAUCUGCUCGGAGGAACCUAUGAUCGACCCAGCCGUCACAUCUUGUUGGCACAGCGCUUGCAAGAAGUGCCUAGAGGACUAUAUCCAGCAUCAAACAGACAAGGGUGUCCAGCCUCGCUGUUUCUCCUGCCGUGCAUCCCUAACAGCGCAAGACAUUUUCGAAGUCAUCCGUCACUCGCCAAACUCCACACCCGCCGAACCACCCUCCUCUAUAGAUAGUAACGACCUAUAUGGCAGCUCUCAACCAAUACCUCGGAUCUCACUGCGAAGAAUCAACCCCCUCUCUCCAUCCGCGCAUACGUCAGCCAAAAUCCACGCCCUUCUCUCACACCUCUCUCGUGUCCCAGCCGGUACAAAAUCCGUCGUUUUCUCCCAAUUUACCUCCUUUCUGGACCUCAUUGGGCCCCAGCUAUCCAAGGCCGGAAUCUCGCACGUCCGUCUCGAUGGCACAAUGCCACAAAAGGCCCGCGCCGAAGUCCUAGCCCAAUUCAGUAAAACCGAUACCUUCACCCAGGAGGAACUCGAUCAGGCCGAAUCCACGCCUACCAUAGUCACGCCCGCACCGGGCACCCCGUGCACGCCCAAACCUCCUACCGCCCCAACCCAUAACCAGGGAGGAAGCCAUUCUUCCCCAACUGUCCUCCUGAUUAGUCUGCGCGCAGGUGGUGUAGGUCUCAAUCUUACUGCGGCCUCGAAUGUAUUCAUGAUGGAUCCCUGGUGGUCUUUUGCAAUUGAGGCGCAGGCGAUCGACCGUGUACAUAGGAUGGGUCAGCUACGCGAUGUAAAUGUCGUUCGGUUCAUUGUAAAGGACUCGAUUGAGGGAAGGAUGUUAAAGGUCCAGGAGCGGAAGAUGAAUAUUGCGGGGUCGCUAGGGUUGAUGGGAGGCGACGGGAAUGAGGAUGAAAAGAGGAAGGAGAGGAUUGCGGAAUUGAGGUUGUUGUUUGAGUGA